This is a messenger RNA of Recurvomyces mirabilis, 621 nucleotides long. RefSeq lists its product as uncharacterized. The record is from RefSeq and is a predicted model, not a curated record. Bases 1 to 621 code for a protein of 206 amino acids. Lineage: Eukaryota; Fungi; Ascomycota; Dothideomycetes; Mycosphaerellales; Teratosphaeriaceae. The transcript has a single exon.
AUGGACGCCUCACCAUUCGCCAAGCUCUCACCCGAGCUGAGAAACAUCAUCUACGAGCUCUGUUGUCACCACGGCGAAAUCAGGAUCGACAAGGAGAGGGCCAACCCGCAAGCAGCAAUGACUCGAGUCUGCCAACAGAUCCGCAAGGAGAGCCUACUUCUGAGCUAUAGCAUCCCACAAGCUUACAUCAUACGCGUGCCCGUGACCGAGGACAUCAACGCGCCCUGCUUUGAAAGCAGCUGGUUUCGGGUCCGCGACAAGCAAUGUUUCGAGCAGAUCAGCAGCGUGAAAAUCCAGUGUCCGGAAACGGCGUUUCUACCCAGGUACCGCGACGCCUGGUAUAGAUUCUACCAGGGCCUGCUCGACGCUGGACUUGCGUUCGACCGGAUCGUGAUCGACAGUGACACCGCAGAGACUGCGUCCGUUCGUAAAUAUAUUCAGAACGGGACGAGGCGGCCGGCAAUGGGUCCGUAUGUUACGGCCAUGCUUGCGACUCGGGAUGGAUUGCGGGACCUCUUGCUCAGGGACAUCGAGGAUGUCUUUGCUGCAAGAACGGAAAGCGAGGGAGCAAUAGCAGCGAUACUGAAUGAGAGAGCGCUGGGGAACGGAGUCGUCAUGUAA